GAGCCUAGGACUGGCACGCCGGGGCUGGGCAGAGAGGGGUUUGCCAGGCCCAGGGGACGAGGGUGGGCAGGCUGUCUGGGCUGGGAGGGGCGGCGGCGGGCGGGAGAUGCCCCCUGGGCGCCGGCGAGCAGCCGGGCCGGGGAGGGCCGGGGAUGGAGGGGGGGGGCCUGCCCCGCGCCCAGGCCGGGCGCACACACACGGAGGCGGCGGCCGCGGGGACAGGGUGCGGGGACACCCACCUGGGCCCGGUCCGGGGCAGCGGGUCCGGCACUGGCGCGACGACCUAGGCGCCGCGGCUCGGCGCUCCGGGCAGCGGCGGCCUCAGCCCAGGCGGCGGCCGCGGCGCGGCCUCCAUCUUGCUCGGCUCUGCCGGGCGCGCUCCGGUGCCAAGGCGCGCGCCCCGGGGCCCAGGCGCGCAGCGCGGAGGCGCGCUCCCGCCGCGGGCGUGCGGAACGGGGCGGGCCCGGGCCCGGGUCCGGGCGGCGCGCCCAGCCGGAGCGAUGAGUCCCCUGCACGGGAGCGACCAGACCAGAAUGGAACAGUUGUGGGAUCAAGAUGGGGACCAUGGACCAUAAGGUUUGAACGUUCUCAUCAAGACCAUUAUGAAAAAAAGAAAAAUAUGGGCUUUUCAAUCACAGACUUUCAAGCCAAAGCCCUGGACGAGUGGACGAGUGGACGAGUGGACGAGUGGUUAGAGCUUGACAGCUGUGCCAAAGAUGUGGGUUCCAUCCUGGAUCAGGGCACAUACAAGAAUCAACCAAAGGAUGCAUAAAUGAGUGGAACAAUA
Molecule: messenger RNA, 787 nt
Organism: Pipistrellus kuhlii (Kuhl's pipistrelle)
Lineage: Eukaryota; Metazoa; Chordata; Mammalia; Chiroptera; Vespertilionidae
Product: C2 calcium-dependent domain-containing protein 4B-like
Exons: 3
Coding region: 107-772 (221 amino acids)
Source: RefSeq, a predicted model, not a curated record